Malaya genurostris is the source of this 3394-nucleotide messenger RNA. RefSeq names its product UDP-glucosyltransferase 2 (gene Ugt50B3). NCBI's taxonomy places the organism in Eukaryota, Metazoa, Arthropoda, Insecta, Diptera, Culicidae. Gene Ontology annotation, molecular function: UDP-glycosyltransferase activity. The record is from RefSeq and is a predicted model, not a curated record. The transcript is spliced from 8 exons. The coding region runs from base 652 to 2181 and encodes 509 amino acids.
CUGCGGCCGGUUUCAGACGCGCUUUUCUCCGCUUCCGAGCUUUCGGACCGUUUGAAUUUCGUCCGCGUUCGUUAGUUAGUUAGUUUAUGCGUUCUGUUAGUUUCUUUUUUUUAUCAUCGGGUGUGAGCUGCUGUGAAUGAUCGAUGUUUUUUUUUUGAGGAAAUAGAAAAAGAAAACUCCAACGCUUGCUUUGUUUCGUGAUAAUUCGACCAAACUGUAGUAGUAGAGUGAAAAGAAGAAAAAAAAUACAGCAGAAGCAGCAGUACGGUGAAUUACUUAGUGCAACAAUUGUCUCCCUCCUCUGAGAAAAAAUAGAGGGAAAUAGAAAAAAAGCUUUUAAAACUAGCUUUUCCACUACGAACGGUGUCAAGCAGGAGGGUGGUGAUCCGAGAUAGAGAAUAAGAGAAGCACGGGUGUCAAGCCUAAGGAAACGAGGAAGUCGCCGGUUCGGAUUUAUUUUGACAUCGUGCUGACCCAGAUUUGCUGCGGCUGGUUUGCGGAGGUUGGUUGUUGUAUGCAACCGAUUAGAACAGCUGAUAAUUCACUUUGACUCCAGCGUCUAGGAGGCAACGAGGAGAGCCCAGUUUUCGGUGCAACUUCGCCGUCACUGUUUCCGAGGAAAAGUCCACAAGUAAAUAAAACCCGUACGUGAUGCGGGUUCCGUCGGUUUGGGCACUGGUGACACUGUCGUCGCUAUGUUCGGCGGCGGACAUCCUGAUGAUUACGAUGGGAGGCACCAAAUCGCACAAAAUACCCUUCUGGGAGUUGGCCAAAGGACUGAUACCGAGAGGACACAACAUCACCUUCGUCAGUGGUUUCCCGGCCGACUUCGCCAUGAACGGUCUGCAGGAAAUCACCCCGUCCGGACUGGUCGAGUACAUCCGUAACUACACCAACUGGGACCUGCUGGGGGCCCGGAUGCGUGGCGAUCUCCCCCUGUCGCUGUGGGACGUGUUCCGGUACGCGUGGCAAGCCUGCGACGCUACCCUGGAAGACAAGGAAGCGAUGGAUCUGCUGGGGAGAAAGUUCGAUCUGUUGAUCCUGGAUGGUGCCUACCCGGAGUGUGCCCUGGGAUUGGCGUACCGACUGGGAGCCCCGUACAUGUACAUCAACACGGUCGGAUUCUACACCGGCACAAUGUCGCUGGCCGGAAACCCGUCGCCGUAUUCCACGAAUCCCGUGUUCUAUCGACCGCUGACCGACGACAUGGACUUCUUCCAGCGGGUUAUGAACACCAUCUUCAGUGUUUUUACUCUGCCGAUACAAUAUGGAAGUGUUGCCGUAUUGCAGGUAAUUCUUCGAAAGCACCUCGGAUCGGACAUUCCGAAUGCGUGGGAUCUUUCUCGGAACGUGAGUUUCAUCCUGCAGAACGGUCACGCUACCGUGACCUAUCCGCGUCCGAAUCUGCCGAACAUCGCCGAAAUCGCUUGUAUCCACUGUAAACCGGCGGGUCCUCUGCCGAAAGAUCUGGAAGAUUUUAUCGCCGGAGCAGGUGAGUCCGGCUUUAUCUACGUGUCGAUGGGUUCCUCCGUUAAGGCGGCCAACAUGCCGGAUCAACUGCGAAAGCUGUUGAUUCAGACGUUUGCUCGGUUGCCCUAUCGAGUGCUGUGGAAGUACGAAUCCAGUGCAAGCAUCAAAGAUCUACCGUCGAAUGUUAAACUGGGACGUUGGCUACCGCAACAGGAUAUCCUCGGUCACCGGAAGUUGCGUGCCUUCGUGACACACGGUGGCCUGCUCAGUAUGUUCGAAACGGUCUACCACGGCGUCCCGGUGGUGACGAUGCCGGUUUUCUGUGAUCACGAUUCGAAUGCGGCCAAAGCGGAAACCGACGGCUACGCACUUCAGCUGGACUUGACGACGCUGACCAGUGAACAACUGGUGCGGGCUAUCCAUCGGGUGAUACACGAUCCAAAGUAUCGAAACGAUGCCAAGCGUCGUCAGAUGCUACUCCGAGACCAAAGAACGACCCCUCUGGAGACGGCCAUCUACUGGACGGAGUACGUGUUGCGGCAUAACGGAGCGUACCACCUGCAGACGCCAGCGAGGAAUCUCACAUUCAUCUCUUACUACGGUUACGAUGUCGUCUGUUUCUUCCUGAUAACAGCCUACCUGCUCCGCCUGGUGAUCCGAAGGGUACUGAAACCCCAGAUGAUACAACUUUCCAAGGAGAAAAUUCACUAGAGCAAACAAACGAACACACACACACACACGCACCGCCAUUUGUGAGUGGGCUAACGAGUCAAGGACAAUCCAAACACCCGAAGCAACACACACCAAAAUCAAGUAAAGUUAAAAACAAAGUGUACUGCAAUCUACAGCAGCAAAAUGACAGGAUGUGAAACUUUCCGCCUAUCGACUGGAAGGAGGGAAACAAAAAAAAAGGGAAAAUCUUUUUGAUUCUAUAGAUGAAAUGCCGACCCAAUCACCGAUAAACAGAAACGCCCCAUCAUGGAACUAAAAUUUCUCGACCAACUUCUGCAAACUGUCAGCGAAGACAAAAAAAAAAGAAAUGCAAACCGGAAGCGUGUACCGUCUGAGUGUCUAUGAUGGUAUGGCAAAAUCAACAGCUACUUUGAUUGAACGAAAAACAUGGGUGCUUAGUACGAAGGGAGGAAGAUAAAAGUCAGGUUCAAGUGAACCGAAUAAGCAAUCUCCGAAUUUGUUCAGAACUGUGCGCAGCUAUUCAUUUUGGACUGGUGGAGCGAAAAACGUUUCGUCGUGCAAAUGAAAAUAUUUUACUUUCCAUUCUGCUAGGUUUUUUGGUUUCAAAAUUUGGCUUUUAUUCUUAGCAUAGAUAGCAUAGUGCCGUGCCACUGGAAGGUUUGCUCAAGCAAUAUUUAAUAUUAUUUCUAAGCGGCGCUAGCUUGGCUGGAAAAUGGACCAGACCAGAAGGUCCCGGAGAUGAGCACAGAAUCAACAAAAACAUCUCGAGCAACGGUUAUUUCAACAAUUGUGAUAGUGGAAAAAAAAGGUUUCAUCACGUUCUAGACUAUAAGCAAGUUUUAAUCGGUUCUGCUAGUACAACUAGGAAGUGUGGGUUUUCUAUUUUAACAAAAUCGUUAGUUUCUCGUUAGAUGGGUAUGCUGCCGUACAGCAAAUUCAAUAAUUUAUUUGUCCCAGUCAGUGGUAGAAUGUAGAUUUACUUUAACCAAACUUCAUAGGUUUUGUUCUGUAUUGAACAGGAAGUGAACAUUUGCUUUUCAGCUUCAGUUUUAAGUGUGUACAUAUGAUAAUCUCUAUCUUUAGUUUGCAAAACAAGAAAAGUGUACAUAUUAGGGUAAUAAAAGUGAUGAAAUGAAACGUUUGUCUCUGCUAUUCUUCGACCGAUGGUUUAGCAAGUAUUACUGUACCAAACUGGUAAUCGCUUUCCAAAUCUAAAAUUUUUACCGCGCUA